ACGGCCGAAUGGACCAAUGGGAGACCUCGUUUCAUUUCAGGUACCCGGAUGUACCCGUGGGCAAUUAGCUACGUCAUUGUUCACCGCCGGACACCCGCUGGAAAUAAGGAAUGGAUUUACAACCGCUACUAACGUAUUCAUAACAGAUUCCAGCAAUGAACAAUGACCAUAGUUGACAGAUCUUCAGAACAUUCUGACCACGAGUCAGUGGGGUGUAAGCGAUCUCCCUUUACCAGUGGAGACGCGGGGAUGGAUGGCAGCUGUUCCAGCAGCUGGGCGAUGGGUCCCACCAUGUCGAGCGACUCUCCCAGGAUGAAGGCUGCAGGAGGCUGCCUGGGCCCCACGCCGGGAGCCGCCGUCUACAACAGCACCGCUUCCUCUGGGGACCGGCCCAAGGAGCAAGUGAUAAGCAGUGGAGAUGGCAUCGACACGCCCCAGAAGGUCCUCUUCCCUCCAGAGCGGCUCAACCUAAAGUGGACUCAGGUUCAGCGUAUUGGUGCCGGUCUGCAGAACAUGGGGAACACCUGCUUCCUCAACUCGGCGCUGCAGUGUCUCACCUACACCCCGCCGUUCGCCAACUACUUGCUGACUCGGGAGCACUCUAAAACAUGUCACGAGCCGGGGUUCUGUAUGAUGUGCACCAUGCAAAACCACAUCAUUCAGGUCUUUGCAAACUCUGGGAAUGUCAUUAAGCCCAUCGGUGUGCUCAAUGAGCUCAAAAGGAUUGCUAAGCACUUCCGCUAUGGCAGCCAGGAGGAUGCGCACGAGUUCUUGCGGUACACAGUGGAUGCUAUGCAAAAGUCCUGCUUACCUGGACCCAAAUUGGACAGGCAAACGCAGGCAACCACUUUCAUCCAUCAAGUGUUUGGCGGGUACCUGAGGUCCAGAGUUAAAUGUUUAAACUGCAAAGCCGUAUCCGAUACAUUUGACCCGUUUUUGGAUAUUACUCUGGAAAUAAAGACGGCUCCCAGUGUCUCAAAGGCUCUGGAGCAGUUUGUAAAGCCAGAACAGCUGGACGGAGAAAACGCCUACAAAUGCACAAAGUGCAAAAAAAUGGUCACAGCCUCAAAGAGAUUUACCAUCCACCGCAGCUCCAACGUGCUCACCCUGUCGCUCAAACGCUUUGCAAACUUCAGUGGAGGCAAACUCACAAAGGAUGUGAAAUAUCCGGAGUAUCUGGACCUGCAGCCCUUCAUGUCUCAGUCUCAAGGAGAUCCGCAGCUCUACGCUCUGUUCGCUGUGCUGGUCCACUCUGGGUUCAGCUGUCAUGCCGGACACUACUUCUGCUAUAUUAAGGCGAGCAACGGGCAGUGGUAUCAGAUGAACGACUCCUCUGUGUCUGUCAGCGACAUCCGCUCUGUUCUCAACCAGCAGGCCUACGUCCUUUUCUACUCGAAGUCCAGUGAAGUGAAGAAAGCAGGGGACUUCAGCCACAUGAGCCACAGCGCAGGCAUCCCCGGUCAGUCGUCUCCGCGGCCGGUGGUGAUCCCACGCAUCAACACCGGCAUUCACCACAACAACAACAACAACAUCGGCUUCAUUGGUCCCCAGCUGCCGCCACACAUGACCAAGCGCGCUCUUCACGUCAACGGGAACGGAUCUCUGAGGGACUUUCACACCAACUCCAAGCCCAGCACCAGCAGCAGUGUUGGGGGGAAAUCUAUCCAUGGACUGGCUUCCUCCUCCUCCUCCUCCUCCUCCUCCUCCUCCUCCUGUUCUUCCAUCUCCCACUCUAUCAGCCGGCCCACCAUGAUCCCAGACCAGGACAAGCGGCAGAAGCUUUCUUUCUUCAUCGGACAAGGCAAACCCAACCGCCCGUCCUCCUCCUCCUCCUCUUCCUCCUCGUCCUCUUACAGCCAGCCUUCCUCUGCCAGCUGCUCCUCCUCCUCUUCCUCCUCCAGCUCUCUCUCCUCCUCGCAGUCUACCUCAGACGUUCGCUUUGUUCCGCGUCAGCUAAACCACGUUAACGGCACGUCUCGCAGUAACGGCGGUCACCACGCGGGAGGAAACGGAGCGUCGUUCUUGGUGCCGUACGGCCAGGAGUCCUCGGAGGAAUCGGACCAGGAGAACUCUGGCUCUCUGGAUAACGGCGGAUUAGCAAAGUCUCACCUCAACGGAAACAAGAGAGCGGGAGAGAAUUCCUCUCAAGCCACAAACGGAGACUCGGGAGCGCAUCACAACGGCAACGGGUUAAACGGACCCGCCAACGGCGUCUCUAAAUCCAGUCAAAAUGGCCACCAUAACGGACACCACAAAGUGAAUGGACACAACACCCCUAAUAAGCUCUCUGGCAUUAAUCAUGACACUUCACCCUCUGUGGCUACGGUUGUUUCUAAUGGACACGACAGCGAUCACAGUCAAACAAGCCAAGAGGCCCAUAUUGCUGCCUCCUCCCUGGCCAGUUCCUCUCAGAGCCCCCAUCCCGCUGCCAGUGAAACCCAGAGCGUCCCCCCUCCUGACAUAAGGGCUACAACUGUGUCUGAACCCCUGCCUCCGCAAACACCAUCCUCCUCUCCACCUUCAGCUACUACAACAAACACUCACCCUGUCACGUCCAGAGAACCUGCUUCUUCCUCCUCUCCUGCCCCGCCGCACAGCAUCCCUGCAGCCUUACCCCCCCCGACAGAUGACUCCCAAAACACCAACGGGACGUCUGCAGCUCCACAGGGGAUUAGCCGAGGUGAAGAGGAGGCAAAGGAUCUACCGAGGACACGUGAUCCGUCAGCAGGGACUGAAGGACGCACCGACGCCAAGGAGCAACCCCAGUCCAAGCCCAGUUCUAGAGGAGGGGAAAGACAAACGUCCCGGGACAGAGAGAGAGACUGGAGCAGAGACAAGGACAGACACUACAGGGACAGGAGCCCGGUGCGAGAGAGAGACGGAGACAGACAUCGCUACAGACGAGAUUCUCGGGAUCGUUCUCGGGAUCGUUCUCGGGAUCGUUCUCGGGAUCGUUCUCGGGAUCGUUCUCGGGAUCGCCACCAACACCGCUCGUACAAGGACCGCUUGGUUCCGUACAACCGGUCCUACAGGGACCCUGAUCGUCGCAGGGGCCGGCCUUUCCUCACACCCAGGGAUCGGGAGCGGAACAAUUGCAACUCCAGAGAUGAUUGGGGUCACGAGCGGAGGGGAUACGGUCACUCGUACCGAGAGGAUAGGAGUCGUCAGCCGGAGAGCAGAGAGUCCCGGCCGAUGAAGGAGAGGAGCACCGGCAGGGAGAGGGAUUAUUAUACGUCUAGAGGGGAGACUUCCUCGCCAAACACAGAGACAGAAACCUCGGAAAAGUCAAAGGGUUCCCCCCCUCGGGAGCGUCCGAACACAAAUGAGUCGCCUCCGAACAAGGAGGAUCACAAGAGGAACGCCGAUCCUCCGAGCAAGGAGAGGGAGGACAGCUCUGAGACUCGGGGCUCGAAAAAACACAAAAAGAGCAAGAAUAAGAAGUCAAAGGAUAAAGAGAGACACCGAGAGAGCGGGAGCUCCGAAGCGGAUUCAGACCGAGCCGCUGACCCCAAAAAGAAGAAGAAGAAGCAGAGGAGGAGGCGCAGCGAGUCGGAGCAGCCGGGACCGUCGAGGGUCCGCGGGAGCAAGAGCAGCGAGGAGAGGGAGAGCAGCAAGAGACGAUACUACGACACAAAGGACGCUAAACAACACAACGGUUACUCUCCUGAAAAACGGCGGCGCACAGAUCACAGCGGCAGCAGCGAGCAGCUCCCCCCCUCAAACCCCACCUCCCCAACAGACGCUUCAAAUCAACAUCUCAACGGAUACAAAGGAAAUGGUUACAGCCACACGAACGGCGACUCCCACGGAUCCUCCAGUGGCUGGAAACACUGACUCCUCAUCACCAUUUCAACAACAGCAAAGGAAUGACAUCUUUUUUUGACGUGGUGCUUCUUCGUUGGGAAUAUAUUGUAUUUUUACCGCGAGAAAAGUGUUUUAAAAAUGUUUUGUUUUUUUAAAGGCAUCGAUUUAUAUGCCGUAAUUCUCCUAACUAUGGUUAAAAAAGACACUCAAUGGACAUUUAUGAUAAAAUAUUAAUAUAUACUUGUAUGAACACAAACAAAGCCUGGAGCUUGAACAUCUCAGCUGCUGCUCAGUGGAACUCAGGACAUGGAAACUCGUGGAUAUCCACCUGCGUCACAUUCACACAAACUAAAGGGAAAAGGAGAACUGUAAGGCAUCGGCUGCAGGUUUUAGACGUCACCGUAUCUCCGGAGCCACAAUGCUUUUGAGUUUAUUCUUUGAUCCCACUGGGUGCGGAAAGGAGGGAGGAACUUGUGAAUGAAACCCUGGACAGACUUGAGGACAUUUCCCAGCUUGUUUUCCAUUUGUUUUCGCUCUGAAGCCUAAGAUUCACGCUGUAAUUUUUUAACUUUUUCACACACGGAGGUAUGUCACGCCUCCCUCUUCUCUCCUGUCACGUUGCUUUUGGAUUCUUUUGAAAAGGAAACUAUCUAAUCUUUGUUAAUCAUGCCCGUGGACCAUUUGUGUUUGCUUUUUAAUGAAAAAUACAGUUUUGUGUCUUCUAGCGUCAUCAAAAAUACUGUAAAUUUAAUUUUGAACUGUACUAUCAGUUAUUUUUAUAUGUAAAGAUCCUGUAUCAGGGUUACCUAUAGAUGUUGAUUUGUUUUUAGAAAAACUCCUGUUAAUAUCGACCAUUUUCUCUGGACAAAAAUUGGGAAUGUUUUUGUUUUAUGUUUUUUUUUCUCUCCAACUUUAGACAGAAGUUGAAAAAUUGCUACUACCUUUUACGUUUAGCAUGUCAGAAUUUAUACAUUGUAUAAGGUAAAAUCCUUAAAUACAUUUGUUAAUGUCAGAAAUUGUAA
Trematomus bernacchii (emerald rockcod) is the source of this 4826-nucleotide messenger RNA. RefSeq names its product ubiquitin specific peptidase 42 (gene usp42). The record is from RefSeq and is a predicted model, not a curated record. Gene Ontology annotation, cellular component: nucleus; cytosol. Gene Ontology annotation, biological process: protein deubiquitination; regulation of apoptotic process. Bases 163 to 3834 code for a protein of 1223 amino acids. The transcript is spliced from 18 exons. Gene Ontology annotation, molecular function: cysteine-type deubiquitinase activity; cysteine-type endopeptidase activity. Lineage: Eukaryota; Metazoa; Chordata; Actinopteri; Perciformes; Nototheniidae.